Messenger RNA from Lepidothrix coronata (blue-crowned manakin), 1202 nucleotides. RefSeq names its product mitogen-activated protein kinase 7-like. Gene Ontology annotation, cellular component: cytoplasm; nucleus. The transcript has 2 exons. Gene Ontology annotation, molecular function: protein serine/threonine kinase activity; ATP binding. The record is from RefSeq and is a predicted model, not a curated record. Gene Ontology annotation, biological process: intracellular signal transduction; protein phosphorylation; cell surface receptor signaling pathway. NCBI's taxonomy places the organism in Eukaryota, Metazoa, Chordata, Aves, Passeriformes, Pipridae. The annotation marks the transcript as partial.
UGGGGUCUCCUGACCUCCCGGCCCCCCCAGGCCAACAGGUGGCCAUCAAGAAGAUCCCGAACGCCUUCGACGUGGUGACCAACGCCAAGCGGACGCUGCGGGAGCUGAAGAUCCUCAAGCACUUCAAGCACGACAACAUCAUCGGCAUCAAGGACAUCCUGCGGCCCACGGGGCCCUACGGCGAGUUCCGCUCCGUGUACGUGGUGCUGGACCUGAUGGAGAGCGACCUGCACCAGAUCAUCCACUCGUCGCAGCCGCUGACGCUGGAGCACGUCCGGUACUUCCUGUACCAGCUGCUGCGCGGCCUCAAGUACAUCCACUCGGCCAACGUCCUGCACCGCGACCUCAAGCCCUCCAACCUGCUGGUCAACGAGAACUGCGAGCUCAAGAUCGGCGACUUCGGGAUGGCGCGGGGGCUGGGCGCCGACCCCCGCCAGGCCAAGGCCUUCCUCACCGAGUACGUGGCCACGCGCUGGUACCGCGCGCCCGAGCUGCUGCUGUCGCUGCACCGCUACACGCGCGCCAUCGACAUGUGGUCGGUGGGCUGCAUCUUCGCCGAGAUGCUGGGCCGGCGCCAGCUCUUCCCGGGCCGCAACUACGUGCACCAGCUGCAGCUGAUCAUGGCGGUGCUGGGCACCCCCCCCGCCGGCGUCAUGGCGGCCAUCGGCGCCGAGCGCGUCCGCGCCUACGUCCAGAGCCUCCCGCCGCGCCCGCCCGUGCCCUGGGAGAGCCUGUUCGGCGCGGCCGAGCCGGCGGCGCUGGCGCUGCUGGGCCGGAUGCUGCGCUUCGACCCCCGCGAGAGGGUGGGCGUGGCCGAGGCGCUGCGCCACCCCUUCCUCGCCAAGUACCACGACCCCGAGGACGAGCCCGAGUGCGUCCCCGCCUUCGACUUCGCCUUCGACCGCCAGGCGCUCACCAAGGAGGAGAUCAAGGCGGCCAUCGUGGCCGAGAUCGCCGACUUCCACGCCCGGCGCGACGGCAUCCGCCGGCAGAUCGCCCUCGCGCCCUCCGGCGGGGCCGGGGGCGGGGUCCCCGGGGGCGGGGGCGGCCUGGCCAACGGGGGGGUCAACGUGGCCAAUGUGGGCAGUGUCAGCAUGGCCAACGCCAACAUCAACGUGGCCAGCGUCAACAUGGGCAACGCUGGCAUCACUGUGGCCAACACCAACACCAACGUGACCAACAUUAACGUCAACGUGGCCAAC